GAGCGAGAAGCAACGAGGCGUGGAGAGGCGAAGACGAUGGAUGUGGAGAAGAGGGGAGGCGAGAGCGUGUGAGUCGUUCAGGCCGUUUCGGUUGUUCGCGUGGCGUGCGAGCAAUGCCUCCUCGUUAGCUUUCCCCAUUCUUCUCUGCUACACACAUACACGCGUAUAUAGAUAUAUAUAAAUAUAUAUAUAUAUAUAUACAUAUACACCCUUGCCCGACGCACCAUCUUCUUCUCCUAUCCUGCCCUGUUUGGACCAGCUAUCGGGCUUCCAAGAAGACACCGCCCACGCAGCAACCGACCUCAGGAUUCGUAGGACGAUGGAUCGAGACAAGAAGAAGAGAGGCAGGGAAGAGCCGCGGGAACGACGAGCCGCCGCGGUGGCGGAGGCGGAGCUACCGAAGAAGAAGGGGAAGAGGAGCGAGGAGGCGGAGGCCGUACCCGAGAGCUGCCGCGUGGACAUCGUGGACGUCACCGACGUGUUCCGCCCGCCGGGGCUGUUCGAGUUCCCGUGGCAGAAGGGCGAGGUCCUGCUGCUGCCGGAGCCGCCUCAUGACUGGGACCUCGGCGAAGCCUUUUUCUCCUCCCUCGUUGACGGCUCCUCCGCCGCCAUCGGGUUCCCCGGCGACCGGCUCUCCCCCACGGUCCCGGGCCCCUUCUGCCUCCCCGAGGAGCCGUCCGACGGGGAGCUGGACGGCGGCGUGGAUUGCAUCUGGAGCUCCGUCCUCCGCCAGCCGCUCUCCACCGUGUACAGCAAGAACUGCAACGCAUGAAGAGAGAAUCGUAACAGGGAGUUUGGACUCGCCAAGGAAGCAAUCACUUCUUCGAUACGAAGAGCGGAGGCGCAACCCUUAACAUCGAGCGGCUUCCGCCUGCGACGAGAGGAGCGAAGGCAGAGAUGGUGGGAAGGAAACUGGUUCUGUUCUUGCUCUGCAUCACCGUCGUCGCGCCCAUUGUUCUCUACACCGAUCCGCUCGCCACCCAGCCUAGCUACCUCGCAGAUAUCCAUCUCGGUGACGAGAUCCCAACUUUGAAGUCCGUCGAUGCGGUUCGAGAACCAAGUGGGAUCGUCUACCCUGAAAACUCUACCAAUCCCGAUCAGAUCUCGGUUCAUGACAGCGGUAGAGCGGUUGCAUCUAAUACAACCACGUUGCCUUCGGGCAAGAAUGGUGACCGCAGGAACCGAGUUCUAUCACAAGAUAACAACCAGACGGCUCCGUCAGAGACGGAUGAUGGUGCUGUGAUUAGGCAAGUGAGUAGCAGAGAAACAAGCGAAGGGGCUACGGCGAUGGAGUCACAGACCGUGCUUCCAACCCAAUCUCGAAAUCAGCAGAAACCAGGAAAAAGAUCGAAAAGGGAUUCAGGUCGUAUGCCGGAUGCUAAAAUCCAGCAACUUAGAGACCAGUUGAUGAAGGCAAAGGUGUCUCUUGGUCUUUCGUCUUCCAAGAGCAACCCAGAAUUCAUCAGGGAGCUCAAAGAACGAGUGAAGGAUGUUGAGCGCACGCUUGCUUAUGCAACCGAGGACACAGAAUUGCCAAUCAAUGCUCAGGAGAAACUGGAGGCGAUGGAGCAAACUUUGGCCAAAGGGAAGCAAAUUCAACAGGACUGCUGUGCCGUCGUCAAGAAACUCCGACGUUUUUAUCUCUCUGCAGAGGAACAAGUGCGUGUUCAUAAGAAGCGGGAGUUGUUCCUCACGCAAGUAGCUGCUAAAACCCUCCCCAGAGGUCUCCAUUGCCUCUCGCUGCGUCUCACCACCGACUACUACUCGCUCGACUCGUGCCAGCAGCAGUUGCCGAACCGAGACAAACUCGAAAACCCUCGACUCUAUCAUUAUGCGCUCUUCUCUGAUAACGUGUUGGCCACCGCAGUCGUUGUGAACUCCACAGUGUUCCAUGCUAAGGACCCUCAGAGCCAUGUAUUCCACAUUGUCACCGAUAAGCUCAACUAUGCGGCCAUGAAGAUGUGGUUCUUGGCAAACCCACCGGCGAAGGCUACGGUUCAGGUUCAGAAUGUCGAAGAGUUUACAUGGCUGAACUCGAGCUACAGCCCGGUCCUAAAGCAACUCGCAUCUCGAUCCAUGAUAGAUUACUACUUCCGAUCCCAACAUGCCAAGUCUGACGAGAACUUGAAGUUCCGAAACCCCAAGUACCUGUCUAUUAUGAAUCAUCUGCGGUUUUAUCUGCCGGAGAUCUUCCCAAAGCUCAGCAAGGUAGUCUUUUUGGACGACGAUGUGGUGGUGCAGAAGGACCUCACCCCCCUUUGGGCCAUUGAUCUAAAGGGAAAGGUUAAUGGUGCCGUCGAAACAUGCGGUGAGAGUUUUCAUAGGUUCGAUAGGUAUCUCAACUUCUCGAAUCCCCUCAUUGCCGAAACCUUCGACCCGCAUGCUUGCGGAUGGGCAUACGGAAUGAAUGUGUUCGAUUUGGACGAGUGGAAGAAGCAGAAUAUUACUGCUGUCUAUCACCAUUGGCAGAAUCUGAACGAUGACAGACAGUUAUGGAAAUUGGGUACCCUUCCGGCUGGAUUAAUUACAUUUUGGAACAGCACGUAUCCCCUGGAACGCUCAUGGCAUGUAUUGGGACUCGGAUACAACCUGAACGUGGAGCAGAAAGAUGUCGAGGCGGCGGCCGUCAUACACUACAAUGGAAACCUGAAGCCUUGGCUGGAAAUAGGCAUGACUAAGUAUCGCAACUUCUGGUCUAAUUAUGUGGACUAUAACCAGGCUUAUCUAAGAGACUGCAACAUCAAUCCUUAGGAUAUAUAUAUAUAUAUAUAUCCUAAGGAUUGAUGUUGGAUAUUUACUAAUUUUCUUUUCUUUCUAGUUUUUAAUUUUAGAACUUCAAAGUCAAAAGCUUUGUGCUUUUGGAUCUAUUUUUUUUUUGCUACUUAGUGUUGCAAAGUUAGGAUAGGGUCAUUACAAUAGUUUUCUUUUUCUUUGGGAUGAUA
Molecule: messenger RNA, 2942 nt
Organism: Musa acuminata AAA Group (dessert banana)
Lineage: Eukaryota; Viridiplantae; Streptophyta; Magnoliopsida; Zingiberales; Musaceae
Product: probable galacturonosyltransferase 4
Exons: 10
Coding region: 898-2751 (617 amino acids)
Molecular function (GO): polygalacturonate 4-alpha-galacturonosyltransferase activity
Source: RefSeq, a predicted model, not a curated record